This is a messenger RNA of Knipowitschia caucasica, 285 nucleotides long. NCBI's taxonomy places the organism in Eukaryota, Metazoa, Chordata, Actinopteri, Gobiiformes, Gobiidae. The record is from the annotation of a GenBank genome assembly.
AUGGACGGGCCCCACUCUCCUUCAGUGUGUGCGUGGGGAUGGACGGGCCCCACUCUCCUUCAGUGUGUGCGUGGGGAUGGACGGGCCCCACUCUCCUUCAGUGUGUGCGUGGGGAUGGACGGGCCCCGCUCUGCUUCAGUGUGUGCGUGGGGAUGGACGGGCCCCACUCUGCGAGUGUUGCUCCCUGCUCCAGCAGAAGGGUCACAGCCUUCUCCAGACACAAGGUCCUGUCCUCGGUCUCCCCCAGCCUCACCUCUGCAGCCGUGGUCCUCGUCUCCAGCUUAG